This is a messenger RNA of Fonsecaea erecta, 4782 nucleotides long. RefSeq lists its product as hypothetical. The transcript has a single exon. Lineage: Eukaryota; Fungi; Ascomycota; Eurotiomycetes; Chaetothyriales; Herpotrichiellaceae. Gene Ontology annotation, molecular function: protein binding. The record is from RefSeq and is a predicted model, not a curated record. Bases 1 to 4782 code for a protein of 1593 amino acids.
AUGAGCUACAAUCUCUGGCGCGCUUUCUUCGAAGAUGAUGUCGAUUCAUUUCGACAAUACCUGGCCAACGCCACCUUCUCCUCCGUUGCGCCGAGAACCCCUGGCGCCGGACAAAUCGGGGGUGCAACCUUGAAGAUAGGUAGUCCUGGGAAUCUGGCAGUCUCCCCGAAGACACCCUUCAAAUUUCGAAAGAGCUCGGGAACCACACCUAUCAGUGCGACGCCUGGGAAAAAUGCCGGUUUGGUGCUUACGAGGGCGGAGGUGAACACCAAAGACAGUUUCGGCCGGACAAUACUUCAUCAUGCUGCGUCCUCCCAGAAUGAUGAUGCUCUGGCUUUCGUCAAGGCUUUAAUGGAAAUGCCCUUCUUGGAUCUCUACGUCCAGGAUCUGGAAAGUGGGUGGACGCCACUCCAUCGUGCGCUAUACUUUGGCAAUAUUUCAGUCGCGCAUGCUCUAAUGAUCCGGGAUAUACAAGAUGCUACGGACUACACAACCAACGCUCAGCAUUCCCACGCCGGUGGACUGGUGAAAAUCAAAGAUCAUGAAGGCAACAGCCCGUUUGAGGUGUUUGGUUUGACCAUUGCGCCCCGGUCUCUUCAGCAAGAUUCCUCCACCCUCCCGUCUGGCAUUCAUGACGACGACAGCAUCAACGGAGUGGAUGAUAAUGGUGACCACCAAGAGCAUGAGCGAUCAAGGCGCCAUGUGACCCCCCUGAUAGAUCUCGCUGGUGAUGAGGUCUACGCGUUUGGAAGCAAUAAAAACCUAUCACUAGGUCUGGGCGAUGGAGACGAUAGGCAUUUCCCCGAGCGUCUACAGUUUGAACGCCCUGAACACUUAUUACGCCGUCUCCUUGACGAUCAUCUUGCUGAAAGACGGAAGACAUCGGUCCAAGAAGAUCUGGCGGAUAGUAUUGGGGAUCUCCAGACACGUCUAGAUGUGCCGGCCAUUAUCCGUUAUCGGCCCAUAACGGUUCAAAACGUGGUCAUGUCGAAGCUACAUACGGCCGUUCUGACUAACGACCCGAUCUCCAACCUGUAUAUAUGCGGGUACGGUCCUGGUGGCCGUCUUGGCACUGGCGACGAAAACACCAGCUUCACCUAUCGCUGCAUCCAAGCUGGUGGACUGGCGAAACGACGUAUCUCGUCGAUAGCCCUUGGGCAGGACCAUUCUGUGGCUGUGUGCUCUCAGGGUGAGGUCUACACAUGGGGGAGCAACCGCUUUGGGCAGCUGGGGUAUGCUCUUCCUGAAGUGGCCAAGAAUGAGGUUCCAACUCAAUUAAUCCCACGCCAGCUUUUCGGCUACAUCAAAAAAGAAGUCAUCAUUGGGGCCGCAGCAUCCGCGAUUCAUACAGCGAUAUACACUUCCUCUGCGAUGUACACGUUCGGCAAGAACGAGGGUCAACUUGGCUUGACCGAUGCUGAGGCACGCUCUCUAGAUAUACAGAUCUUGCCACGCCGGGUUGGCGUAUCAGUCUUGCAAUCUCCAAUUCAAAGCGUGAGCGCGAUUGACCGAGCUACAAUUGUCCUGCUCGAGAAUCAUGAUGUGUUUGUCUUCACACAUUAUGGUUGGACUAAGCUUAUAUUCCCCCUGGAGACCUUUACCAACUACUACAUGGCCAAUAACCUUUCGACAAGAUUCAACAUGGAAUCCAACUACAUUAAACAUAUCACCAGUGGCGGCAACACAAUAUGCGCAAUGUCCUCGUAUGGAGAAGUAUAUUCAACUGACGUUCCUAAAGUCCCGGAAACUGUACCAUCGAAUAUGUCAACAACGAACCCAACUAAGGCGCGCAACGCUCUACCUGCGCCUUCGCGACUCUGGUCCCUUCGCAAGGCUCACAUGUCGGCCAUUGACGUGGCUGUAGGUCAGGAUGGCUCCAUCAUUAUCUGUACCGCGUCAGGCUCGGCCUGGCGAAAGGAGAAACGUGCAAACAUAAAGACCGUACGAGAUGCGAAGUUAAGUCCAGGACGUCCCAAAGACUACAAAUUCGUCCGUAUUCCCAACCUGAAUGGAGUUAUCGCCGUCAGGAGCAACGCAUUUGGAGCCUUUACCGCGGUGCGUAAGGACGUUAAUGCAACACGGGACCAGAUCGUGCCUGUCCCACCAGGCUUGUGGAGAUACACUUUGCGCUUAUUGCCCAUUCGAGAAUACGGAGUGUCUGAGAUGGAACUUGGGUCAGCAAUAAAUGCAUUCGGCGUUGCUCAUGCGAUAAUCUUCAGAAGUUCCGCUGAAACGGACAUCCUCACCAUGUGUCAGCAGUACGAACCUCUGUCCCGGAGCCAAUACGACCUGUGGAUCACUUCUACCGUUACGGAUGUACGAAUUCCUGUCCAUUCCUUUAUUCUUAAGGGACGAAGCCGUGUCAUGCGCCACGCGUUGACCGAAGUUCAAGAGACGUACUAUUACUCCGUCCCUGAUAUAAUGUCGAUCGAAUACGGACAAGAUGGCCAAAUCCAAGUCUCGUUUCAAGGCGCAGAUUUCUUGACUCUAGCUAAUCUCGUACUGUACCUGUACACCGACAAGCUGGUUGACGUGUGGCAUCAUACGUCGAAGGCUUUACAAUCUGCUGCUCGUUACAGGUCAGUACGUGUCGAGCUUAUGAAGAUCGCGAGCCACCUCGAAAUGCGAGGCCUUGAACGCGCUGUAAGAGUGAUGGUUGACCCCGCCCGAAGUCUGGCGAACGAUAUGGAGCUUGCAGUGGUGGAUCCUGACUUCUUCUCCGACGCCGAUGUGGUCGUGGAGCUCGCAGACGACGCCGAGUUGCCCGCACAUAGCGCCCUGUUGUGCAGCCGUUGCCCGUUCUUUGACGGCCUGUUCAAUGGACGAGCGGGCGGAAUGUGGAUGGCUUCGCGACGAAAUGCAGCUGAAGAACAGUCUCAAGCUGUACGUGUGGAUCUGAAGCAUAUCGACGAGAAGAUUUUCGCCAUGGUCCUCCGACACCUUUACGCUGAUACUGGAGAAGAACUCUUUGACGACAUCCUCACCAACAGUCUGGACGAAUUUGUUGAUAUUGUCAUUGAGCUAAUGUCAGUAGCCAACGAGCUCAUGCUUGAUCGCCUCGCACAGAUCUGUCAAAAGACUCUGGGCCGGUACGUCAAUCUCAGAAACGUGUGCCCUCUGGUCAACAUAGUUGCAGAGUGUACAGUCGACAGCUUCAAAAAAGCCGCUCUCGAGUACAUCUGCUUGAACUUGGAAAGCAUGUUGGAGCUGAAAUUGCUGGACGAUUUGGAUGAGGAUCUUCUUCUCGAAUUAGACAAGGUCGUCCAAGCCAAUCAGCUGGCCUUCCUUCCUUUUGCUCGCAGCAAUCGAGCUGAGGCGGAACUGUUGAGGAGCUAUCCAGGUCUAUUGGGCCAGAUUGAGGCUGGCCGACAGACAAGGGUGGAUUCUAUGAGAUUAAGAUCAAGGUUGGUCGAAGACGAGGGACGUUUUGCGGCAUCGUUGAAGACGCGAUACGGGAGCCUGGAACGCUCAGCCUAUUCGCCUCAGAACAGGAGCUCGUUGCCGACCCCCGUGGAUUCAUCACCACCUAGCACUCCAAGUCGCAGCCCGGCGAUCAAGGCCACUGAUACAGAAGACGACCUCCCGUUCGACAUGGAUGGCGAUGAUCCAGAGCUGCUCCCUGUCAACGAGGGGGGAAUUUUACUGCCUCAUCUUGCAAGAAAGACCUCAUCCCUGGGGGGCGUGGCUCCAUCUUCGACACCACAACUUCCCGAAAAUGAUUCGCCUCCUUCAACGUUCAGGUCGCGCGAAGGAUUCUCCGGUUCGCUGAGGUCCAACGACGACAACUUGUCAGAUUCCACUGUGGCCGAAACCCCGACGACUGGAUUUGCUGCACAGAGGGCUCCAUGGGGGGUUCUUGCUCAAGGCGUCAAAAAAGACGGUCUCAAGGACACUAUGGAGCAAGCUUCAGCUGCCCGGGUGUCUAAUUUGACUCAGGCAAUGCGGACAGUUUCGACGGGACCUAAAGCAACGGUCAAGGUUUCGCAGAAGGAGCGCAAGCGACAACAACAAAAAAUCAAAGAGCAGGCUACCAACCCCACGGGUCUUUCGUCCGCGAAACCGACAACAAACAGUCCUUCUUCGCCAUGGCAGGCGAUUGCAAAGACACCUAAGCCCAACUCCUCACCGACUACAAUUGCACCAAUCGAGGCGGUCAAAGAGGUUCCCACGAAGCAGCCAAUGACAAUGCGCCAAACCAUCGCCAGAGGCACCUCGACUCCCGGUCCGUCCCCCAGGGGUCCAAUUUCUGCGGGACCUGCAAUGGACCUUACAGCCCCUUCAAAGCCGGCCGCUCCGCAAAUCCAAUCGAUCCGCCAUACGCCGCUACCGACGCGGGUCUCAGCGGUGGACGCCCGCACAUCAAUGGCUGAGAUCUUGGCCCAGCAGCAAACAGAGAAGAUCGCGGUCAAGGAAGCGGUGGCGAAGAAGUCACUACAAGAGAUUCAGCAGGAACAGGAGUUUCAGGAAUGGUGGGACAAUGAGAGCCGGCGAGUGCAGGAACAAGAGGCGCAGGCCAACGCGGCCGCUGCCCGUCGUGGAAAAGGCGGCCGGGGACGAGGCGGACAACGUCGGGGGGGAGGACGCGGAAAAGGCACGCCGGAUGUUGAAGUCGGUGGCCAGCAGAAGCAACCUUCCCUGGAUUCAGCACCGGUGAGACAAGAACCUGAAUCAGGACGAGGAAUUGGGCGAGGUAAUGUGCCCCGAGGCGGUGCCAGCAGUGCGCGAGCCCGGGGUCAUGGAAAGUCCCAGCAGGCCCCUCGAGGGGCCAAGGCAUCAACUUGA